GCGUCCCCCGCGCGCCGCGCUGCGGGCGGGGCGGGUCUCCGGGAUUCCAAGGGCUCGGUUACGGAAGAAGCGCAGAGCCGGCUGGGGAGGGGGCUGGAUGCGCGCGCACCCGGGGGGAGGCCGCUGCUGCCCGGAGCAGGAGGAGGGGGAGAGCGCGGCGGGCGGCAGCGGCGCUGGCGGCGACUCCGCCAUAGAGCAGGGGGGCCAGGGCAGCGCGCUCGCUCCGUCCCCGGUGAGCGGCGUGCGCAGGGAAGGCGCUCGGGGCGGCGGCCGUGGCCGGGGGCGGUGGAAGCAGGCGGCCCGGGGCGGCGGCGUCUGUGGCCGUGGCCGUGGCCGUGGCCGGGGUCGGGGCCGUGGCCGGGGCCGGGGCCGGGGCCGCGGCCGUCCCCAGAGUGGCGGCAGCGGCCUUGGCGGCGACGGCGGCACGGGCGGCUGCGGCGUCGGCAGCGGUGGCGGCGUCGCCCCCCGGCGGGAGCCUGUCCCUUUCCCGUCGGGGAGCGCCGGGCCGGGGCCCAGGGGACCCCGGGCCACGGAAAGCGGGAAGAGGAUGGACUGCCCGGCCCUCCCCCCCGGAUGGAAGAAGGAGGAAGUGAUCCGAAAAUCAGGGCUCAGUGCUGGCAAGAGCGAUGUCUACUACUUCAGUCCAAGUGGAAAGAAGUUCAGAAGUAAACCUCAGCUGGCAAGGUACCUGGGAAAUGCCGUUGACCUCAGCAGUUUUGACUUCAGAACUGGCAAGAUGAUGCCUAGUAAAUUACAGAAGAACAAACAGAGACUGCGGAAUGAUCCUCUCAAUCAGAACAAGGGUAAACCAGACUUAAACACGACAUUGCCAAUUAGACAAACUGCAUCAAUUUUCAAGCAACCAGUCACCAAAGUCACAAACCACCCCAACAAUAAAGUGAAGUCAGACCCACAACGGAUGAACGAACAACCACGUCAGCUUUUCUGGGAGAAGAGGCUGCAAGGACUUAGUGCAUCGGAUGUAACAGAACAAAUUAUAAAAACCAUGGAGCUACCCAAAGGCCUUCAAGGAGUCGGCCCGGGUAGUAACGAUGAGACCCUUCUGUCUGCCGUGGCCAGUGCCCUGCACACAAGCUCUGCACCAAUCACAGGGCAAGUCUCUGCGGCCGUGGAAAAGAACCCUGCUGUCUGGCUUAACACAUCUCAACCCCUCUGCAAAGCUUUCAUUGUCACAGAUGAAGACAUUAGGAAACAGGAAGAGCGAGUCCAACAAGUACGCAAGAAAUUGGAAGAAGCACUGAUGGCGGACAUCCUGUCCCGGGCUGCUGACACGGAGGAGAUAAACAUUGAUAUGGACAGUGGAGAUGACGCUUAAGAUAUGAUCAGGUAA
Messenger RNA from Peromyscus eremicus (cactus mouse), 1351 nucleotides. RefSeq names its product methyl-CpG binding domain protein 2 (gene Mbd2). Gene Ontology annotation, molecular function: DNA binding. The coding region runs from base 98 to 1336 and encodes 412 amino acids. The transcript has 6 exons. The record is from RefSeq and is a predicted model, not a curated record. Lineage: Eukaryota; Metazoa; Chordata; Mammalia; Rodentia; Cricetidae.